CCGUGUUCGGAGAAUAGUGCACUUAGGGACGGACGGAGAGGGUGCAACGUCUUACCUCUUUCUCUCUCCAGCGCCGGAUCAUUACAACGGCUUCACAUUACAUUAAGGAAUGAGUUAUUACGGCUCCCACGAGAGACUGGCAAACAUUCCUGGAAGAACCGUGUACGCCAGUCCUACCUAUUCCAGGGUAGAGGUUCACGGUGGUAAUGGAUUCCUGCCGUCAUACAUGGACGGAUACUCUGCGACCAUCGGCGGCGGAGCGCAUACAGAUGCGCAGGUGAUUAUUCAAAGGGGCAGGAGCAUGAAGGCCCAGCAGUAUCAGGACCAGGACAAUAUCAGGACAAUGAAGAAAACUGAAUAUGCCCUCCAGUCCGGUGCUGACCAUCAGAAGUAUGUGACCCGGCCUGCAGAAUACGCAGACCAUGUGGGGUUUUACAGCCAUGAUCUGCGGCAACUUGGCCAGCCCAGCGAUCCCAUCCAGAGGAGUAUGGAGCAGGGCAGGGAGCAGGUCACCAGGAUACAUCAAGUGCCCAUGGCCAACCAGGCCACCAUGUACCGCACUCGCACCAGCGUUUCCUACGAGGACACGGGGAGGAGCUUCCAGGACGCCAUGGGCUGGAUCACACAGAAGAAGCGCAUGAUUGAGACCGCCCCCUGGGGGGAUGACCCAGCGACCAUCGAUCAGCACAUCAUGAACCACAGCAAGUUCCAGAGCUCCAUCAAUAGCAGCAUGGAAGUCGACAGGGCCAGGGAUGAGCUGGGACAAAAAGGGGACAAAAUUGGGUUGAAUGCCCUGGAUCAUGAAUGGGACAGUUUGCAGAAAAUGUCCUACAGCAGACUCCGUCAGCUGCGAGAGCUGCAGAACAUCAUUGAGGAAAUCUCCAGGGAGAUUAUUUGGGUGAACGAGCGAGAGGAGAAGGAGCUGGUGUUCGACUGGGGAGACAAAAACAUCGACACCUACAUCCCGCAGAAACAGGAGAGCUACUCCGAACUUAUGAAAGACCUGGAGGAAAAAGAAAAAGAUUUGAACAAACUGAAACAAAAAGUGGACAAUUUACACAAGAACAGCCACCCCGCCUUUGACAAGAUUGACGCCUACAUGGACACUUUGCAAACUCAGUGGAGUUGGCUCCUGCAGAUCACCAAGUGUCUUUCUGUUCACCUGAAAGAGAACAUGGCCUACAGUCAGUUCUUCAAGGAGGCCAAUGAGAUUAACGCCAAGCUUAAGAAAGACCAUGACAACAUGCGGAUGAGAUUUGCUUGCGACAAGUCCACGCCGCUGGAGAAUCUGAUGGCCCUACUCAAAAACCUGGAGAAAGAAAAGGAGAGGCUGCUGGACAACAAGAGGCAGGUGCAGCUUCUGGUUAACAAGUCCAAGGGCAUCAUCAGGCUGAAGCCACGUAACCCAGAGUUCAGGAGCAGCAAUCCUGUCAUAGUACAGGCCCUGUGCGACUUCAAGCAGGACCAGAAGGCAAUUCUCCAGGGCAAUGAGGGCAUCCUGAAGGACAACUCGCAGCGCAGCAAGUGGCUGGUGAUAGGCCCAGGAGGCCUCGAUAUGCUCAUCCCCUCAGUGUGUCUGCUGAUCCCACCACCCAACAACCUGAGCAUCGAGCUGGCAAAGACAAAUGAGAAAUAUUAUGAUGCCCUCAUGGAUGUUUCCAGUCAACUAUACAUCAACAUCAAGAGCUUAAUCUCCUGGCAGUACUGCGUAGAAGACAUCAACCGUAUCAAUUCUCUCACCAUGCAGCUUCUUACGAGAAUGAGUCCGGAUGAGUAUCGCAGCAUAAUAAAGAGUCUGGAGACUCACUACGAGGAGUUCAAACGCAACAGCCAGAAAUCAGAACUCUUUGGUGACGAGGACAAGAAGAUGAUUGAGAAACAGUACACCACUGCCCAGACCCACUAUGACAAGAUGAUCAUACAACUUCCUACCUACAUUGCAUCUGCCAACAAAGGAGUGGAUGAAUCUGUGAAGAUGGAGGUUGUCCAGCCAGUGGCAUCGAUGCCAGUGGCAUCGAUGCCAGUGGCACCAAAGCCAGAUGUGACCCAACAGAGCACAACCUUCUUGAUGGAGCUGCAUAGCUUGAGGCAGAGGGCGGAGGCGGCUGAGCUGGGUCUAACCCAGAACCUUCAUGUCCCCUUGAAGGAGAACAGUGCUAAAGAGUGCUCCCAGCGCAUCGUUAUGAUAGAGGGGAUCCAGCGUGAUAUCAAUGCCAUCCGUGACGAGCACAUCAGAAUGAAAGAGAAAAUCUUGAGGCUCCUUGAGGGUAUGACGGAUCCGGACAAGGCUAAGUUUCUCCAGACAGAGCUCGCAGUCAUCAAUCAGAAACUGGGAAGCCUGGAAGGAUUCUCCACUUCUUACCUUCAAAGGCUGAAGGCGCUGCGAGGCCUGUUCCAGAGCCUGGUGCAAGUCGAGGAUAUUGUCAAGGUCAACGAGGCCAGGCUGACCGAGAAGGAGACCUCCUCUCUGAAUCUGCAGGAGCUAGAGGACUACAAUGUCUUGCUGAAGAGAAUGAAAUCGGAGCUGGACCAGAAGAGGGACAUCCUUAAAGCAAUGGAAACAGAGCUGAACAACGCAGUGCAGUGGAACAAUCAAGUUGGGCAAUCUUUCCACAAGUGCGAUGUGGACCUCUCCAAGUAUGCAGAGACGGUGAUCCAGCUAUCUGAUCGCUGGCAGCGUAUCCAGACGCAAAUCGAUAGCAGGGUGUGGGACGUUCAGAAACAGCAGCAGCAACUGAAGCACUACCAGCAGACCAGCUCGGUACUCAUGGCAUGGAUUCAGAAUGCACGCCAGCGGCAGGAUGUUCUUCAGGCCAACAAGGUUAACGACCUCCAAGCCCUUAUGGACCAACUCAACCAGCAGAGGGCGCUUCAGACUGAAAUAAAAGGGAAGAAAGAAAGAGUGGAUGAAGUUCAGAAAGAUGCCAACACCUGUGCCUCUUCAAUUAAGGACUAUGAGCUCCAGCUGGCCUCAUACAGUGCCGGACUGGAAACUCUGCUCAACAUCCCCAUCAAGAAGACUAUGUUGCAGUCCCCUGCAGACACCAUCAGAGAAGAGGCCACUGAACUGCAGGCCAGUUACAUUGAACUCUUCACUCAGUCUGGUGAUUUCUACAAGUUUCUUGUAGAGAUGCAGAAAAACAUGGAGGAACUGAAGAUUAGGAACACCAAAAUAGACCUUUUGGAAGAAGAGCUGCGGCGUCUGAAAGAUGACGUUCAAGCUAAAUCACAGAAGAACAAGUCUCUUGAAGAUAUGCUGACUAGAUUUGAACUGGAUCUUUCCGAGAGCAAACAGCAGCUGUUUUCCAUGGAGGAAAUAAAAAAAACUCAAGCCCGACAGUGUGACGCUGUCAAGGAGAACCUUGACAGCACCUACAGCCAGGUCAAAGAUCUAACUGAUCAAGUUACCAGGCUCACCUUUAUGCUUGAUGACGAGAAAAGAAAGAAGAGAUUGGCUGAGGAGAGGUAUGUUACCCAGCAGGAAGAGUAUGAAAACCUCAUGAGAAAGAGGCAGAAGGAGCUCGAUGAGAUCAACUGGUCGAAGAUCGAAAUUGAGAAGACCAUCAAAGACAAGGAUCGAGAGAUCGAGAGACUAAAAAUGCAGUUAGAAGAUGAGGCAUCACGAAGACGACAGUUCGAAUCGGAGAUCUCUAAGGUAAGAAACCAAUAUAAUCAAGACAUAACUAACCUAAGGAAAACGCACGAGACCGAGAUCCAUGUCAGUAAAACCACCAUGCAAAAGAUCACACUUGCAAAAGAGGAGGACUCUGAAGCUCUUAAGCUGCAGAACGAUAAUCUCAUGACUGAAAAGAAGGCCUUGGAGGAGGAGUUGAGGCGACUACAGUACUCAAUUAGUCAAGCAGAGAAUCUGAGGAAGAGGGCAGAGGCAGAUGUCCAUCAGCAGAAAUCUGUUGGGUUACAAGACUCUACGAAAAUACGAGAACUUGAGAUCCACAUCCAAACCAUCACUCAAAAGAGAACUGAAGAUGAGUUGCGACAAAAGGAGUCCAUGGCAGAGACUAUGAGAGCGAUUCAGGAAAAGAAUAAGCAAAUUGCCGUGUUAACUCAAAACUUGGAGCUGGAGUCAAGGAGGCGGGGUGCCUUGGAGGUAGAAAACAGUGGUCUUAAGCAAACCAGGAAUGAACUUCAGGCAAAGAACUUAGCUGCCAAUGAAGUCAUUAACAGGUUGAAAGUAAUAGAGCAAGAACUAAGCAUUGUUAGAAUAGAUCUGCAAACAAAAACACAUGAAAAGUACAAGGUGGAACAGAAUAGUAACCGAUUGGAAGGCAGAAUAAGAGACCUGCAGAAGAUGUUGGAUGGGUUAGAGGCUGAGGUUGAGAGACACAGGAAGGCUACUCUGGAUGAGUCUGCUUUAAGGUCAAUGGCUGAGACAGAUUUAGAAAGAACAAAGCAGUCCUGCAAAGAACACUUAUGCAUAAUCGACACUCUCAAACGUGAGCUGGAGAUUGUCUCUUCUGCUGCAAAGCGAAAUGAGCAACAGCUUAAGAAUGUCCAGGAGGCCUUGGAUCGGAGCCUGAAAGACCAAAAGCUCUCCUCUGACAGUACUAGCCAGUUAAAUGCACAGCUAAAAGCCCUACAGUUACAGCUCCAACAGGAACAAGGACGUGUCAAAGAUGCAAAUCUUCGGAAUGAGAUACUGCAAAAGACCAUUGAGGAGAAGAGCCGUAUGCUGAAUGACAACGGCGCAGAGAUCGAGAAACUGCAGAAGAUGACACAGAACCUGACCAAGGAGCGCCUGAGGUUAGACGAGGAAGUCCGGUCUCUGAAGCAGGAAAAGGAAGAACUGAAGAAGAACCAGCACAACAGUAACAAUGAAGCAAUGGCACAAAUGUCUUCCCUGCAAAGCCAACUCCAGUCCUGUAACAUAAGAACUGUUGAACACCAAGCACAUAUUAAUGAGCUGUCCAAGGAAAGGGACAGGUUGAAAAUGGAAAUUGAAAAAAGUCAAAAGCAGGCUUUUGAGACAUCCAGCAUAGUGACCCAAUCUCAGGCCAACUACAAUGAAAUUUUGAAGGAGAAGGACAGUCUUGCUAUGAAGAUAAAGCUGUUGGAGCAAGACAAAGCCAGGAUGCAGAGGAGUGAAGAAGAGCUGAACCGCAUCAAACUCUCCCUAGAAGGUGAACUUCAACAGAAGAAACGUAUCCUAGAUGAGAAUGAGAAGGUCAAGAGAGAUUUCAGUUACUGGAAGAGCCAGUAUGAGCUAAAGGAGACUCAUAUUAGACAGCAGGUCUCGGACAAAGAUCAGCUAGAGAGGGAGAGGAACUCUCUGAGAAGUGAAAUUGAAAGGCUUAUGGCGGAGCUAAAAAGUGUGGAGGCACAGUAUAAGAACAGGCUGACUAUUACAGAAAAAGAGGUGUCAGAUAUUACUCUUGUAAAGUCCAACUUGGAGAAAGAGCUCUGGAAGCUGAAGCAACGACCAGCUUCCUACAAUCAACAAACACAAACCAGUGAAGAUAUCGCCAAGGUGGAUCCCUCCAAGCUCCUCUUCAAUGGUGUCCACAGAAAAGUCACUGCUCAUCAACUGUCUGACUGCAAAAUCAUCGACCAAGUCACACUUGAUAAGCUGCUUAAAGGCCAAAAGACAGUGGAUGAGGUAGCUGUCAACAUUCAGCCCAGUCUGCAAGGUGCUGGGGUCAUCGCAGGUGUUGUUGCAGGUACUCAAGGUAAAAUGUCUAUAAACGAGGCUAAGCAAAAAAAUCUGCUCCCACCAGAGGCGGCAGUCAUGCUUCUGGAAGCACAAGCUGCCGCUGGCUAUAUUAUAGAUCCUAAAGUUAAUGAAAAAAUGUCAGUAGAUAUGGCAUGUUCCAGAGGUCUGGUAGACAGACAGGACAAGGAUGUGCUUAUCACUGCUGAAGCUGCCAGCACCGGCUUUAAGGACCCAUAUACUGGGAAACUCUUAUCUGCCGGCCAGACUUUGAAGAAAGGACAGCUCAACAGGGAUACUGUGAUUCGUCUUCUCCAGGCUCAGGAAUCCGUUGGAGGAAUACUUGACCCCGCCUUGAGUGUGUUCCUUUCAAAAGACACUGCACUUGAACGCAACUUAAUUGACGAAGACCUCUAUCGAGCCCUGAACAAGCGGCCAGCUUGCUACAUCGACCCUCAUACCACGCAGAAGAUUAGUUACAAUGAUUUGAAAAUGAAAUGCCACCCAGAGCCUGUCACAGGUCUUCUUCUCUUGAACUUACCGGACAAGUCUAUGUCAUUGAAAGGAUUCAGAGGGGACGUUUCCAUUGAGGAACUGGUUGAGUCAAAGCUUUUGACAAGAUUAGAGGCAGAAGAAAUGCCAAUCGAUGAGAUUGAGAACAAACUGAGGCCUUACCUUCGGGGAUCUACCUGCAUUGCAGGUAUUUAUCACGAAGCUCAAGAUAGGAUCCUACCUAUAUACCAGGCCAUGAAGGAUGGUCUCCUCACCCGUGGCACUGCACUUGAGCUUCUGGAAGCUCAGGCAGCCUCAGGAUUUGUGAUUGACCCCCUCAAUAACCUCUAUCUCACAGUAGAAGAGGCGUUUAGGAGAGGCCUUGUAGGAAAAGAUUUUAAGGAAAAACUCCUUUCUGCUGAAAGAGCUGUUACGGGAUACAAAGAUCCACAUACAGGGAAAACGAUUUCUCUUUUUCAGGCCAUGAAAAAGGAGCUGAUUGAAAAGGGGCAUGGCAUAAGGCUUCUAGAGGCUCAGAUAGCGAGCGGUGGUAUAAUUGACCCGAACGGAAACCAUCGUAUUGAUGUGGAUGUUGCUUACAGUCGAGGAUAUUUUGAUAAAGAAAUGAAUGACAUACUAAAUUAUGAAGGUGAUGAUACAAAGGGUUUCUUUGAUCCAAACACCCAUGAGAACCUCACCUACAUACAGCUUAAGAGGAGGUGCAUCACGGACAAGACAACAGGGCUGGUCAUGCUGCCCCUGAAGGACAAGAAGAAGAAAGCUGAGAUGGAGAAGAUGCAGAACGUCCUUCGCAAGCGGAGAGUUGUGAUCGUUGACCCAGACACAGGCAGCGAGAUGACCGUGCGUGAGGCCUAUCACAGAGAACUUAUUGACUAUGACACAUUCCUGGAGCUCUGCGAUCAUGAAUGUGAGUGGGAAGAGAUCACCAUCACAGCCUCUGAUGGUUCCAGCCGGCUGGUUCUGGUUGACCGAAAAUCAGGCCAACAGUUCGAUGUCCAAGAUUCAAUCAACAGGGGUGUCAUUAACCAGAGCAUGUUAGACAAAUAUCGAACAGGGAAAAUGACAAUCAAAGAGUUGGCAGACAAGAUGACCAGCAAGUCCAAUAGUGAAUUGUCCAUAACUUCUUCCAGCAGGGAAGAUGUAAAUGCAUGCAGUAGCCCUGUUCAGCUUGCACCCUUAUCACCAACUGUAAAAAAACGCCUUUCUAGUGUCUCCAUAACAUUAUCACCCCCCUCUGAAAUAUUGGAUGACCAGAGUCCAGUUGCUGCCAUAUUUGAUUCAGAAACUCUUCAGAAAAUAACCAUCGCUGAAGGUCUACGUCGUGGAAUAGUGGACAGCAUCACUGCCCAACGCCUUUUAGAGGCCCAAGCUUGCACUGGUGGCAUCUUCAAUCCAGCCACUGGUAAAAAACUUUCUCUUAAAGAUGCAGUGAACCAAAAAAUCAUCGAUGAAGACAUGUCUGCGCACCUUAAGCCGGCUCAGAAGGCCUUUCAUGGGUUUGAGGAUGUGAAAACCAGGAAGAAGAUGUCUGUUGCAGAAGCCAUGAAAGAGAAGUGGUUGCCGCAUGAGGCCGGUCAGAGAUUCCUUGAGUUUCAGUACCUCACCGGUGGCCUGAUUGAACCCCAGACCGGUCUGAGGGUCAACAUAGAGGAAGCAAUCAGAAGAGGCUGGCUGGAUGGGAGAAGCGCCCAGAAGCUCCAGGACACUCGAAACCACAGCAGAAAUCUGACCUGCCCGAAGACGAAACUGAAGAUCUCCUACAAGGAAGCCAUGGACAGCUGCAUGGUCGAGGAGGACAAUGGAGUGAAGAUGCUUCAAGCCACCUCCAUGUCGACCAAGGGGAUCAGCAGCCCUUACAACGUGGCUUCAGGCCCCAGCUCCCGCCAAGGCUCCCGCUCGGGGUCCAGAAGUGGGUCGCGCCGGGGCAGUGUAGACCUCAGCCCCACUGUUAGUUUCAGUUUUAACAGUUUCAGCUCCAAAUCCUAUUCUUAAAGCCCUUCUGGUGAUAUUCUGAUGUGGGUGGCAUAGCAUUUUAUGGGGAAAAGCACUAAUGGUUUCUAAGGUUUCAUGAAAGUUACUUUUCAUUUAAAUUUUUAUCAUACUUUUUAUUCUACUGUAGUUGCUCAAAUAAGUUUUUUGUCUUUGGGGUGAUUUAGAGUUUUGAUAGCAUGAAUAUAUCCUUUAAAAAUGUUACCAUAUUUUGGUCUUUUUAUACACAACAUGCCAAGUGCUUAGUUUUUAUUUUAUCGAAGUUUCCUGGUCUCUUUAAAUGUAUUUCUUUAUGCUUUCAGCUGUUGAUUUAGAAAUUAACUACUGACUAGUUAUAAUAUAGUUAAAAUCAGAGAUAUAUGUUAAACCACCUUUAAAACAUGACUUUCAUUUGCAGUACUGACAAACAUGCCACAUGAUUCCUGCUGUGUUCUGUUUUAUGCAUUCAUCUAAUUUGUUCUUAAAUUUGAAGGGAAUUUUCAAUAAACUAUCACAUAGCUGCUUCAAA
Paramormyrops kingsleyae is the source of this 8675-nucleotide messenger RNA. RefSeq names its product desmoplakin-A-like. Gene Ontology annotation, biological process: intermediate filament cytoskeleton organization; skin development; wound healing. The record is from RefSeq and is a predicted model, not a curated record. Gene Ontology annotation, cellular component: plasma membrane; cytoskeleton; intermediate filament. Gene Ontology annotation, molecular function: structural molecule activity. NCBI's taxonomy places the organism in Eukaryota, Metazoa, Chordata, Actinopteri, Osteoglossiformes, Mormyridae.